Podarcis muralis (Common wall lizard) is the source of this 2409-nucleotide messenger RNA. Its product is annotated as vomeronasal type-2 receptor 26-like. Gene Ontology annotation, biological process: G protein-coupled receptor signaling pathway. NCBI's taxonomy places the organism in Eukaryota, Metazoa, Chordata, Lepidosauria, Squamata, Lacertidae. Gene Ontology annotation, molecular function: G protein-coupled receptor activity. The record is from RefSeq and is a predicted model, not a curated record. Gene Ontology annotation, cellular component: plasma membrane.
AUGUUGAAGAACUUCCAGCAUGCCUUCGCCAUCAAUUUUGCUAUCAAUGAGAUCAACAAUAAUCCGAAACUCUUGCCAAAUAUUACCAUUGGGUUCCACAUCUAUGAUAAUUUCUUAGAUGAAAAAAUGAACUAUGAUAUCAUCCUCACCCGGCCAUCAUCUCAAAAAGAAAGAUUUCCUAAUUUCAGGUGUGGAAGGCAAUAUAAAAUGUCAGCAGUUGUUGGUGGGCUAUCCUCUGAUGUUCAUAUGCAGAUAGCUGCUAUUUUAGGCCUCUAUAAGCUGCCACAGCUCAGUUAUAGCUCAGUUGACCCAGUGCUAAGGGAUAAAACUCGGUUCCCUUUUUUCUACCAAAUGGUCCCCGCUGAAGCUUCUCAGUAUGAAGGAAUAGUGCAUUUGAUCAGAUAUUUCAGAUGGACAUGGGUUGGACUCAUUGUUUCCUAUGACAAUAAUACACCUGAGGUCUUGGGAAGUUUGAAAUCACUAUUUAGUAGGAAUGGCAUUUGUGUUGCUUUCACAAAAAUAGCACCUGGUCUUUUCAUUAAGAGAGUGAAUGAAACUACAAACCAGAUGUUUUAUGAAAAUGAUACCCUGACAGCUCUUAGUAUGACUAAAGCCAAUGUAAUUAUUGCAUAUGGGAAAACUUCUCUUAUGCAACCUUUACAGUUCAUAUUGACUAUACAUGAACCAUUCAAGAAGAGGCCAUUAGAGUAUGUCUGGGUCAUUUCAGCCCACUUCGAUUUGACCUCACCUUUUCUUCAUACAAACUGGAAUUUCAAAUUAUUCCAUGGUUCUUUGUCCAUGGUAAUGCAUGGAAAUGAGGUGCCAGGAUUCCAGAACUUUCUCCAGACCUUUAAUCCUUACCAGCACCAGAAUGAUGUGUUUAUCCAGUUAGUCUGGUAUUCUAUGUUUCAGUGUUCCAUCACAAAUUCUGUUAUGAUGGAAAGAAAUAUCAAAAAUUGUACUGGGGAGGAAAUGCUAGGAAGUCUUCCAGAGACAAUGUUUGAGUUGGAUAUGUCUGGUGAGAGCUACACUAUCUAUAAUGGAAUCUAUGCCUUGGCACAUGCUUUACGUGAUAUUUACUCCUCCAGAAAGCCAUUGGUGGGACGAACAGCAAGACUGGACCUUCAGACAGUAGAACCUUGGGAGCUCCAUUCGCAUUUGAGGAAAGUCCGUUUCAACAACAGUUCUGGGGAGGAGAUAUUUUUAAAUGAAAACAUGGAAUUGUCCAUGGGAUAUGACAUUGUUAACAUGGUUACUUUCCCAAAUAACACUUUCAGGAAAGUGAAAGUUGGUAGGAUAAAUUCCCAGGUUUCCUCAGACCAGCCAGUUAACAUUGAGGAACAUACUAUUACAUGGCCCAACAAAUUCAACCAGACAUUGCCUCCUUCUAUGUGCACUGAAAGAUGCCAUCCUGGAUACCACAAAAAAGUCCGUGAUGAAGAACCACCUUGUUGCCAUGACUGUUUCCAGUGUCCAGAAGGGACCAUUUCAAACCAGACAGAUGCACGUAAGUGUGAAAAAUGUCCGGAACAUGAAUAUCCCAACAAAAAUAAGAACAAAUGUAUUCCGAAAGCCACAAGCUUCCUGGUCUACAAUGAAUUUUUAGGCAUGAGUUUGACUUCUGCUGCACUUUCUCUCGCUCUUAUUGCAGCCCUGGUACUUGGAACAUUUAUUAGACACCAGAAUACCCCCAUUGUCAAAGCCAACAACCGGGACCUUACCUACCUUCUGCUAAUUUCCCUUUUGCUCUGCUUCCUUUGCUCCUUGCUGUUCAUUGGACGACCCAGCAAGGUGACCUGCCUUCUUCGACAAGCAGCAUUUGGAAACAUCUUUUCUCUUGCACUUUCCUGUGUCCUGGCUAAGACCAUCAUUGUGGUGGUGGCAUUCAUGGCAACAAGGCCUGGAAGCAAGAUGAGGAAAUGGGUGGGCAAAAGGCUCUCAAACUACAUUAUCUUUCUUUGCUCUCUUAUUCAAAUUGGUAUCUGUGCCAUUUGGCUAGUUACCUCUCCACCUUUCCCUGAUCUUGAUAUGACUACACAGCCUAAGGAGAUUGUUGUUCAAUGUAAUGAGGGCGCCGGCACCAUGUUUUACACUAUCCUGGGCUACAUAGGCUUUCAGGCCAGCGUCAGCUUCACAGUGGCCUUCCUAGCCAGGAAACUGCCUGACAGUUUCAAUGAAGCCAAGUUUAUCACCUUCAGCAUGUUGGUCUUCUGCAGUGUCUGGAUAUCUUUCAUUCCAGCCUAUCUGAGUACCAAAGGCAAAUACAUGGUGGCUGUGGAGAUCUUCUCUAUCCUGGCCUCGGGUGCUGGGUUGCUGGGAUGCAUAUUUGUCCCUAAAAUGUACAUCAUUAUUUUGAAGCCAGAAAUGAACACUAGGGACCAAUUCUUUAAGAAAAAAGAAUUUCACUAA